CUGCAACCUACAAGUGCGGCGAUUGUCAGAAUUAAUCGUCGGGUAGUGCGAACGUAAAGAGAGCCAAAGAAAGACAAUGGUACCUACGAGCACCAUCGGCGGUCCGAUGGAACUCACUCUACGGCUGAUUGGUAUCUGGCCGGACUCCUCGUACAAAAAUUUGCAGCUUGUCCUUUGGACCAUGAUGAUGCUGACUUCGCAGAUUUUUCAGUACUGGUACCUCUUCACUCACAUUGGCUCCGACACCUUGCCGGAUCUCUUGGACUGUCUGAGUCUGUGCUUCUCGAACAGCCUACUGUUUCUGAAGUUGAACAUCCUUUGGUGGAACAGACGUAUUAUUUUCGACAUUUUUGCGACAAUGAUCGAAGACUGGAACGUGUGCACAUCGGUCAGUUCAAAGACGCAAAUGAUAAACAAAGCAAUUUUGUCUCAUCGGUUUUCGAAAUGCAUCAUCGGUGCGUAUACAAUGACUCUGAUAUUAUUAGGGACAAGUAACGUACUGGCUCAGAAAAGCGCGGGCUCCGAUCAGGCUGACGAGGAAAGGCAGCUUUUCGUUAAAAUGAGGUUGCCGUUCGAGUACAGCGUGUCGCCAACUUACGAAAUUGUCAUCAUAACGCAAUUUCUUCUGCAAUACACGUUAGCGAUCAUGGCGGGAAUGUUGAACAUUUUCAUUGUGACAUUAAUCCUUCACAUUGCCGGUCAGAUCGAGAUAAUGUGUCAGGGAUUGCUGGAAAUGCUGGUAGCCAAGGACAAACCGCACAUAGCUACGUUGAGAGAUCUCGUGAUCAAACACCAAAGGAUUAUUAAAUUUGCGGAUAAUAUUGAGAAUGUAUUUUGCUAUACAGCGCUAUUACAAUUUUUGUCAAACACGCUCGUUAUUUGCUUUUUAGGACUCUUGAUUGUCACCUCGCUCGAUUCCAACGAGGUGCUGAUAAAGGCCAUCCCUUAUUACGUCGUCGUGAACAUAGAAGCGUUUAUACUUUGUUUUACCGGAGAAUAUUUAAGCUCGAAGAGCAGAUCCAUAACUCAGUCCGCGUACGCAUCGCUCUGGUACAAAUUGAAACCUGCUGAAAGCAGAAUCCUGAUGCUGUUGAUAGUGAAGUCGCAGAAGCUGUUGACAAUGACAGCUGGAAAAUUCGUCGAUUUAUCUCUGGAGAGUUUUACAAGCAUCCUGAAAGCUUCGGCGUCUUACGUGUCGGUGUUACACGCUAUGUAUUGAAACACAAAGCUGUCAAGUGUGAAACACGACUUGACAACGUAUUCCUGACGCACUCCUGAAGUGGAAGUCUUAACUAAUAAUAUAGGAAAAAUUAUAAACCAAUCUUUAAAAGGAUCAUGCACAUAGAUGUAUUUUUUUUGUAUACCU
Messenger RNA from Harpegnathos saltator (Jerdon's jumping ant), 1366 nucleotides. Its product is annotated as odorant receptor 85b. Gene Ontology annotation, cellular component: plasma membrane. The transcript is spliced from 6 exons. Gene Ontology annotation, biological process: detection of chemical stimulus involved in sensory perception of smell; sensory perception of smell. The record is from RefSeq and is a predicted model, not a curated record. Gene Ontology annotation, molecular function: olfactory receptor activity; odorant binding. Bases 77 to 1219 code for a protein of 380 amino acids. Lineage: Eukaryota; Metazoa; Arthropoda; Insecta; Hymenoptera; Formicidae.